Messenger RNA from Postia placenta MAD-698-R-SB12, 486 nucleotides. RefSeq lists its product as hypothetical. The record is from RefSeq and is a predicted model, not a curated record. The coding region runs from base 26 to 190 and encodes 54 amino acids. Lineage: Eukaryota; Fungi; Basidiomycota; Agaricomycetes; Polyporales; Adustoporiaceae. The transcript is spliced from 2 exons.
UAUUGGGACAUCGGCAUGGAUUAUUAUGGCUACCGUUAACAAUCUCUUCGCAGGGAUGGGGACACGUCACCUCGAGGUACCGAGCGCCGUACGCUCUAUGUCGCCUAACACUGCCUGUAAAGCACAGGACUGUGGGCUUCUAGCCCAUGGAAUAAAGCGAACACCCUCAGGGCAACCCCUGUAUACCUGAGGAAGACAACGGCUAACGAAUCCCCGCGUACGGUCUGCGGGCGGGAUGUAGCGGGUAACUCCUCGAGUUGCGAGGCCUGCAGUAUCAAGGUGGAGGAUAGGGCACAACAGCUAUACACAAUGCCUGUCUUGCGCCUGUGACAUAACGCCCAUGUACUUGCUGUACGUCGCAGCACGAUGCCCAGAAUGAUUGACAGUAGCCCAAAACAAUAAAACAAGGUGUAAUGAUGAAGGAGACAGAAAGUGACGAAAGAGACCCGAGUGAGCCAAGCUCACAGGCGGCGGUCCAGUUUGAAG